UUAACUGAUGAUAUUUUUUCUUUAGAAAAACCUUUAAAGUAUAAAAAUAAUGUUUAAGUAGUUAUGAAAUAUAAAUAAAGAAUGGGUCAAUAUCAAAUGAACUAUAUUUCUUCAAGAAAUAUUUAAUCAACAGAUAAAAUGCCACCUAAAAUUUGUAAAGAUUGUUAUACUAAACUUGGUUUCUUCAAAAAAAAGUUUAAAUGUCGUCAGUGCAAGGGCGACUAUUGUGAACCUUGUUUUAGCAAAGUAAAAGAUCAUAAAUUAGAGUUGUGUGACAAGUUAAUAAAUAAUGAUAACAUUAAUUGUUGUUUAAAAUGCGUAGUUUUUUCUAAAAAAAACUUUCAGAGAGGAAAUUUGUUUUUGUUGGAGACAAAACAAUUGUCAGAAUUUUUGAAUGAGCGCCACAUAUCUACUACUCAUUGCAGAGAAAAAUACGAUUUAAUUGAUCUAAUAAUGGAGUUUGCUGAAAUGCAAGGUUUUAAAAGUGUUUCAGAUAUUGAACAUGAUAUGAUACAUCGCAGAAAAGUGGAAGAAUUACGAAGAGCUGAGAUCGAUCGCCAAAUGGAAGAGAGGGGUGAAAACAGUAGAGGCCUGGAAAAUCAUUCAAUAACUUCAACUGAGACACUAUCUUUGAGAAAUAACUUUAAUUGUUCUAUUGAUGCUGCUCCUGUUAUAGUUGUUUCAUAUAAUAGCAGUACAGAAUUAGUAAACAAUUCAGAAGAUAAUUCAAAUAUAGAAAAUGGCAUAACUAAUAUUCUAGAUUCUUCGUCUACUAAUGAUCAGUCAACAAAUGAAUCAAAUGUUACACUUCAACAAGUUUGUUUUAAUCAGAGUUAUGGAAAAUGGCGUUCAAUGGAUGAUAUAAAAGAUGAGAAUGAAAUAAAUAAUUUAUCUGUUAUUGAGCUAAAGCAAGUUUUGAAGGCAAAUUUUAUAGACUACAGAGGUUGUUGUGAAAAGAAGGAACUUAUGGAUAAAGUAAUAAUGCUGUACAAAUCCCAAAAAAAAGACGCGACAAGUUGUAAUGAGAAUGACCGUGAUUUAUGUAAAAUUUGCAUGGAUCAUACUAUUGACUGUGUACUGCUUGAUUGUGGUCACCUUGUAUCAUGCACGAAAUGCGGAAAACGACUAGCUGAAUGUCCAAUUUGUCGUGCUCUUGUUGUUAGAGUUGUUCAUAUUUUUAGAGUUUAAAACUAAGUCAUUGUAAUUUUUUUCCCCUUUUUAAAUAAGAAUGAUCUUUACACAUUAUUUUUAUGAUAA
Hydra vulgaris (swiftwater hydra) is the source of this 1257-nucleotide messenger RNA. RefSeq names its product E3 ubiquitin-protein ligase RNF34. Gene Ontology annotation, molecular function: ubiquitin protein ligase activity. NCBI's taxonomy places the organism in Eukaryota, Metazoa, Cnidaria, Hydrozoa, Anthoathecata, Hydridae. The record is from RefSeq and is a predicted model, not a curated record. Gene Ontology annotation, biological process: protein K48-linked ubiquitination; proteasome-mediated ubiquitin-dependent protein catabolic process; negative regulation of extrinsic apoptotic signaling pathway via death domain receptors. Gene Ontology annotation, cellular component: cytoplasm; plasma membrane.